Molecule: messenger RNA, 1501 nt
Organism: Pistacia vera
Lineage: Eukaryota; Viridiplantae; Streptophyta; Magnoliopsida; Sapindales; Anacardiaceae
Product: endoglucanase 9-like
Exons: 6
Coding region: 32-1501 (489 amino acids)
Biological process (GO): carbohydrate metabolic process
Molecular function (GO): hydrolase activity, hydrolyzing O-glycosyl compounds
Source: RefSeq, a predicted model, not a curated record
ACCCAUUUGGCAUUUUUGCAAAUACCAAAAUAUGGCGACGAGAAGGGGAGCUUCUUUGGCUUGCUGCUGCGUCUUUCUUUUGUUUUUCAUGGAAAAUGUCCAUGGUAACCCUAAUUAUGGAGAGGCUCUUGCAAAAUCUUUGUUGUUUUUUCAAGGCCAGAGGUCAGGCAGACUCCCCAAGACUCAACAAAUCACUUGGAGAUCCAACUCCGGCCUCUCAGAUGGCAAGCUUGCCCAAGUGGAUUUAACUGGAGGCUACUACGAUGCUGGAGACAACGUAAAAUUCAACUUCCCAAUGGCCUUCACAACCACAAUGCUCUCCUGGAGCACACUUGAAUACGGCAAAAAUUUGGGCUCACAACUCUCAAACGCUAGAACAUCCAUUCGUUGGGCCACAGACUACCUUCUAAAAUGUGCCACAGCCACCCCUGGCAAGCUCUACGUUGGCGUGGGUGAUCCCAAUGUUGACCACAAGUGCUGGGAAAGACCUGAAGACAUGGACACAGUGAGGUCCGUGUACUCGGUUUCACAGAGCAACCCUGGCUCGGACGUGGCAGGAGAGACCGCAGCGGCAUUGGCGGCAGCCUCCAUGGUGUUCAGUACAGUUGAUCUAAAAUAUUCAAAUUUGUUGCUAAGAACAGCCAAGAAAGUUAUGCAAUUUGCAAUGCAAUAUCGUGGUGCUUAUAGUGACUCUCUCGGAUCUGUCGUUUGCCCUUUUUAUUGUUCAUAUUCCGGAUAUACUGAUGAGCUUAUGUGGGGAGCUGCAUGGCUUUUUAGCGCAACAAAUGAUGUAACUUAUUUCAAUUUCCUGAAAUCCGUAGGAGAUGAUAGUGGCACUGACAUAUUCAGCUGGGACAACAAAUAUGCUGGAGCUCAUGUUCUCCUGGCAAGGCGAGCUUUACUGAACAAGGAUACAAAUUUUGAGCAAUAUAGACAAGAAGCCGAAAAUUUCAUGUGCAAGAUUUUACCCAACUCGCCGAUGACAUCUACUCAAUACACACAAGGUGGGCUCAUGUUUAAGCUACCUGAAAGUAAUCUACAAUACGUUACAUCCAUAACAUUUCUUCUUACCACUUAUGCUAAGCACAUGACAGCCACACAGCACAAUUUUGACUGUGGCAAUUAUGUGGUCACCCCAAAUCACUUGAUAAACCUUGCAAAAAGACAGGUGGACUACAUAUUAGGUGUGAACCCAAUUAAAAUGUCUUACAUGGUUGGAUUUGGACCAAAUUUUCCAGGGAGAAUUCAUCAUAGAGGGUCUUCUUUGCCUUCUGUUUCAAAUCACCCACAAAACAUAGGUUGUGAUGAGGGUUUCCAACCAUUCUUUUACUCAUCGAGCCCUAACCCUAACAUUUUAGUUGGAGCCAUUGUGGGUGGUCCAAAUCAAAAUGACGAGUACCCAGAUGAUCGUGGUGACUAUAGUCACUCAGAACCAGCCACAUAUAUCAAUGCUGCUAUUGUUGGACCAUUAGCAUAUUUUGCUGGCAGCCGUUCUAGCUGA